GUCUAAUAGCGGGAAUCUGUCUAUCACAAGGCGAAUAUCCUGUUGUUCGUAGUCGGGUUGAUCGUGUUGAGCUGGGUUGGCAAUGGUGAUAGACAGCUUAAGAAAGCAGUCAAGUACAUGGCCCAUAUCUCGGAGGACAAGAUCAAUUGUAGGCUUUUUCAACACAUUGUCUUCCAGGAAAGAAUCCUCCAACUCUUCAUCGAUUGGGUCUAUAGGUCCAUCUUCGAAAAUACAUUCCUUCGACUCUGAUGAAGUAGCUAGAUUGCUUUCAGCGAAAAAUGUUGUCGUAAUGUGUAAAAGCCUUCCACCUCCGACGGGUACCUUGUCUUGGAUGCCGCUGACGCGAUGUCUUCAUGCUGGGAGGGUCACUGACCUCUGUAAAGUCUUUCUAUCAGUGUCUUACACCUAUACGACACACCGUGGCUGGCAAAAAGAUUGGAUUAGAUGACAUUGUCUUCCACAGCGAUGACACCCGAUGCUCCCAUAAUGAUUCUCCUUAUCGCCCCUUUGUUAUAAAAAGGUACACUUCAGGGGAUACCUCUACAACCACUCAAAACAGCGGAUUACUGAAAACGCAGAGGCCGGUUCAUCUCGUCGUAUUAUCACUAGGGGCUUUACUUAUACAACUAAUCGUCGGAAAGGUAGUUGAGGAGCUUGACGUUAUAGAUGACAUGGAUGCGAAAUCGAUUAUAUCGAAGCGAGAAAUAGGGGGGCGACUGGCAGAUUGUGUUCUGGAACAGGGCGGUAUGAAUUAUAGCAUGAUGGCUUCUGGCGGGAUUUCUUUGAAGCUGUCGUUGCUAGACUGGAAGAGGACGUAAACUCAUUGGGCACAAAC
Messenger RNA from Daldinia loculata, 835 nucleotides. RefSeq lists its product as uncharacterized. Bases 354 to 818 code for a protein of 154 amino acids. The transcript has 4 exons. The record is from RefSeq and is a predicted model, not a curated record. Lineage: Eukaryota; Fungi; Ascomycota; Sordariomycetes; Xylariales; Hypoxylaceae.